This is a messenger RNA of Saprolegnia parasitica CBS 223.65, 1274 nucleotides long. Its product is annotated as GTP-binding protein YchF. The transcript has 3 exons. The record is from RefSeq and is a predicted model, not a curated record. Bases 36 to 1223 code for a protein of 395 amino acids. Gene Ontology annotation, molecular function: GTP binding; ATP hydrolysis activity; ATP binding. Lineage: Eukaryota; Oomycota; Saprolegniomycetes; Saprolegniales; Saprolegniaceae. Gene Ontology annotation, cellular component: cytoplasm.
AUUGGCUUGCAGGAACACAAAACUCGAUAUUGACCAUGCCCCCGAAGAAGGCCGUUGAAGCUGAACCCUCCGCCGCCCGCUUCGGCCGCGCCGGCAACUCGCUCAAGAUGGGCCUCGUCGGCCUCCCCAACGUGGGCAAGUCCUCGCUCUUCAACCUCCUCACGGCGCAGGCGGUGGCUGCCGAGAACUUUCCGUUCUGCACGAUCGACCCGAACGAGGCGCGCUGCGCCGUGCCCGACGAGCGCUACGAGUGGCUCUGCAAGGUGUGGCAGCCGCCGAGCGAGUACCCUGCGUACCUCCAGUGCACGGACAUUGCCGGCCUCAUCCGCGGCGCCAGCGAAGGCGCCGGCCUCGGCAACGCCUUCCUCUCGCACAUCCAGGCCGUCGAUGGCAUCUUCCACAUCGUCCGCGCCUUUGAGAGCGACGAAGUCGUGCACGUCGACGACUCGGUUGACCCGAUCCGCGAUCUCGAGACGAUCCAGGGCGAGCUCUGCAAGAAGGACUUGGCGUACGUGCUUGGCCAGCGCAAGGCGCGUGAGGCCGACGUGCGCAAAAACCCGACGAUGAAGCUGCCGCCACUCUUCUUCUCGGUCAUGGACGAGGUCCAAGAAAUGCUCGAGAACAACGUUGGCAUCGCCUCCAAGGCUGGCUGGACGGCGCCGGAGGUCGAGAAGAUCAACGAGCUCAUCCCGGCCUGCAUCACGACCAAGCCCAUCAUCUACUGCGUCAACAUGAGCAAGCGCGAUUUCCUCCGCAAGGGCAACAAGUGGCUCGUGCCCAUCAAGCAGUGGAUCGACACGCACGGCGGCGGCGUCAUGAUCCCGUUCUCGAUCGAGUACGAGCAGGAGCUCUGGGCCAACCGCGCCAACCCGGUCGCAGACGCUGCCCCGUCCGUGCUGCCGCGCAUCAUCAAGGUCGGCUACAAGCAGCUCAACCUCAUGUACUACUUCACGGCCGGCGAGAAGGAGGUGCGGUGCUGGACCGUGCGCAAGGGUGCCCUCGCGCCCCAGGCCGCCGGUGUGAUCCACUCGGACUUUGAGCGCGGAUUCAUCAAGGCCGAGGUCGUCGCGUUUGACGACUUCAAGGAGCUCUCGGAAGGCGACAAGCGCGGCAUGGCCAAGGUCAAGGCCGCCGGCAAGUACCGCCAGGAAGGCAAGACGUACGUGGUCCAGGACGGUGACAUCAUCCACUUCCAGUUCAACGUCACCAACAAGAAGAAGUAGAGAGCGUCGUUUUCUAUCAGUUUAUCAACACAGGGAUAUUCUAUUGCAAGC